AUGGCGCCUCGCUCGAGAGCUGCUGCGGCCGACACCGACGCGUCGAUGUCGGACGCGGCAGACGCUCACCCCGUUGAAUCGAUGGAAGUCGACGAGACUCCCGACUACACUGACUCGGAUACCAAUGCGAACACCACUGCCAGUAGCGUUAUUGGCGAACCUCUGGGAGAUGGUCGUAAAAGGCGGACCGAAGCCAAUCAGCUUCGUCGUAGCAUCUUCGGCAAGAAACACGAUCGUUUGGGUGAAUCAAAGGAAGAAGACAGUAUUAGACGCUUUCGAUACCUGCUGGGUCUUACUGACCUCUUCCGCCACUUCAUCGAAACGAACCCCAACCCCAAGAUUCGGGAAAUCAUGACCGAGAUCGAUCGACAGAACGCAGAGGCAACAAAGAGCAAGAAGAAGGGUUCGCGUCAGGGCGGCGCUAGCAACGAGCGCUUGCGUCGGACUGAGGCUGAGGAAGAUGCCGAGCUGCUUCAAGACGAGAAGCACGGAGGCUCUGCCGAAACGGUCUUCCGUGAAUCGCCCGCCUUCAUCAAGGGCCAGAUGAGAGACUAUCAAGUCGCUGGUCUCAACUGGUUGAUUUCUCUCCAUGAGAAUGGUAUAUCUGGCAUCCUUGCCGAUGAGAUGGGUCUUGGAAAGACCCUGCAAACAAUCUCGUUCCUGGGCUACCUGAGACACAUUAUGGGUAUCACUGGUCCCCAUAUCGUUAUCGUGCCGAAGUCGACGUUGGACAACUGGAAGCGAGAAUUCGAAAAAUGGACCCCUGAGGUCAACGUAUUGGUGCUUCAGGGUGCCAAAGAGGAACGUAACGCGCUCAUCAACGACCGUUUGGUCAACGAAGACUUUGACGUCUGCAUCACGAGUUACGAAAUGAUUCUGCGCGAGAAGAGUCACCUCAAGAAGUUCGCAUGGGAAUACAUCAUCAUCGACGAAGCGCACCGCAUCAAGAACGAGGAAUCAUCGUUGGCUCAGGUGAUCCGCGUCUUCAACUCCCGAAAUCGACUCCUGAUCACUGGUACACCUCUUCAAAACAACCUCCACGAGUUGUGGGCUCUGCUCAACUUCUUGCUUCCCGAUGUUUUCGGCGACUCCGAGGCCUUCGACCAGUGGUUUUCGGGCCGAGAACAGGACCAGGACACCGUUGUCCAGCAGCUUCACCGUGUGUUGCGGCCCUUCCUGCUCCGAAGAGUCAAGAGUGAUGUUGAAAAAAGCUUGCUGCCCAAGAAGGAGGUUAACUUGUACCUGGGCAUGUCCGACAUGCAGGUCAAGUGGUAUCAGAAAAUUCUCGAGAAGGACAUUGACGCUGUCAACGGCGCCAACGGCAAACGGGAGUCAAAGACAAGACUGCUCAACAUUGUGAUGCAGUUGCGUAAAUGCUGCAAUCACCCUUACCUCUUCGAAGGCGCCGAACCUGGCCCGCCCUACACCACCGACGAGCAUCUCGUUUACAACGCUGGCAAGAUGGUGGUUCUUGACAAGUUGCUGGCCAGGAUGCAGAAGCAAGGCAGCAGAGUUCUCAUCUUCUCACAGAUGAGCCGUCUCUUGGACAUACUUGAAGACUAUUGCGUGUUUCGCGAGUACAAGUACUGUCGUAUCGAUGGUGGAACGGCCCACGAGGAUCGUAUCGCCGCCAUCGACGAGUACAACAAGCCAGGUUCCGAGAAGUUUAUCUUCCUGCUCACAACGAGAGCGGGUGGCCUGGGCAUCAACCUCACCUCUGCUGAUAUUGUCGUACUUUACGACAGCGAUUGGAACCCUCAGGCCGAUUUGCAGGCCAUGGAUCGUGCCCAUCGUAUCGGUCAGACCAAGCAGGUCGUUGUUUAUCGGUUUGUGACGGAUAACGCGAUUGAGGAGAAGGUCUUGGAAAGAGCAGCUCAAAAGCUUCGUCUCGACCAGCUUGUCAUCCAGCAAGGCCGUGCCCAGGUCGCCGCAAAGGCUGCUGCUAACAAGGACGAGCUUCUCUCAAUGAUCCAACACGGUGCCGAGAAGGUCUUCCAAAGCAAGGGCGCAGCCGGUGUGCUGGCCGAGAAGGGCUCUGACCUGGACGAUGACGAUAUCGACAAGAUUCUUGCGUCUGGUGAAUCGAGAACCAAGGAGCUCAACGCCAGGUACGAGAAGCUUGGAAUCGACGACCUGCAGAAUUUCACGUCCGAGUCUGCCUACACCUGGAACGGCGAGGAUUUCAAGACCAACAAGAAGGACAUUGGCAUGAACUGGAUCAACCCCGCCAAGCGUGAGCGAAAGGAGCAAUCAUACUCCAUGGACAAGUACUUCCGCCAGACCAUGUACCCUCCCAAAGAGAAGGAUACCAAGCCCAAGGCCCCGAGGGCCCCAAGGCAGGUUCCGGUUCACGACUACCAGUUCUAUCCGCCUAGGUUGCGCGACCUCCAGGAUCGUGAGACGGCGUACUACCGCAAGGAAAUUGGUUAUAAGGUCCCGCUUUCUGAUGGCGAUGAUGAAAACCUCGACGAGCGUGAAGCAGAGCGUGCGCUGGAUCAACAAGAGAUUGACAAUGCGACGCCACUCACCGAGGAAGAGCAGGAGGAGAAGCAACGCCUGUCACAGCAAGGGUUUGGCGAAUGGAACAGGCGCGACUUUCAGCAGUUCGUCAACGCGUCCGGACGUUACGGCCGCAAUGACUAUGAGAGUAUCGCAGAGGAUAUCGACAACAAGACUGCCGCUGAAGUCAAACAGUACGCCAAGGUCUUCUGGCAGCGGUAUACGGAGAUCGCAGACUACAACAAGUACAUCAAGGUCAUUGAAGAUGGCGAGGAGCGUAUGCGCAAGAUUGAACACCAGAGGAAGCUGCUUCGCAAGAAGAUGUCUCAAUACCGCGUCCCCUUGCAACAGCUCAAAAUUAACUAUUCCGUCUCCACCACGAACAAGAAGGUGUACACAGAGGAAGAGGAUCGAUUCCUGCUGGUUCUUCUCGACAAGCAUGGCAUCGACUCGCCGGGCCUGUAUGAGAAAAUGCGAGAUGAGAUCGCAGAGAGCCCUCUGUUCCGUUUCGACUGGUUCUUCCUCAGCAGGACGCCCGUCGAGUUGAGCCGUCGCUGCACGACGUUGUUGACGACCAUUGUCAAGGAAUUUGAGGACGUCCAUCCCACAAAGGGUGCAAACGGCGUCAACGGAAAGGUCAAGAGAGAAGCCGACGAUGAGGAGAACGACGAGGACAGCAUCCUGGGCAUGGCACCAGCGAAGAAGAAGUCCAAGAAUGGUGUCAAGAACAAGGCACUAGACAACGUCAAGUCGGAGGCCGGAAGCAAGAACACAUCCGCGGCUCCCUCUAGAGCGUCGAGCGUCACAUCAACCAAGUCGGCCACCAAUGCCAAGAGCAAGACCAAGGGCAAGAAGAAAUAG
Molecule: messenger RNA, 3360 nt
Organism: Colletotrichum graminicola M1.001
Lineage: Eukaryota; Fungi; Ascomycota; Sordariomycetes; Glomerellales; Glomerellaceae
Product: SNF2 family domain-containing protein
Exons: 4
Coding region: 1-3360 (1119 amino acids)
Biological process (GO): nucleosome organization; regulation of transcription by RNA polymerase II
Cellular component (GO): chromatin; nucleus
Molecular function (GO): ATP hydrolysis activity; histone binding; nucleosome binding
Source: RefSeq, a predicted model, not a curated record